This is a messenger RNA of Lodderomyces margitis, 3180 nucleotides long. RefSeq lists its product as uncharacterized. Gene Ontology annotation, molecular function: metal ion binding. NCBI's taxonomy places the organism in Eukaryota, Fungi, Ascomycota, Pichiomycetes, Serinales, Debaryomycetaceae. The transcript has a single exon. The coding region runs from base 1 to 3180 and encodes 1059 amino acids. The record is from RefSeq and is a predicted model, not a curated record.
AUGACAAGGUUCAAUUCACCGUUUGUUAAACAAACGUCAUUUGAAGUGGAAUAUGCUCCUGCAUUCAUCACAAAAUGGAGAUCACAACGCACAGGUUUGCAAUUAACUUAUAUCAACCAACCAUCUCCUGUAGUGAAUGGAUACUUUGCCGUUGCCACUGAGAUCAGUGAUGAUUCGGGCUCGCCGCAUACUUUGGAACAUUUAAUCUUUAUGGGAUCAAAAAAGUACCCUUAUAAAGGGUUAUUGGAUACUUUGGGUAAUCGACUUUAUUCUAAUACAAAUGCAUGGACAGCUACUGAUCAGACAGUGUAUACGCUAACUACAGCAGGGUGGGAUGGGUUUAAGACGUUGUUGCCCAUUUAUUUAGAUCAUUUGUUUAAUCCAACUUUAACUGAUGAAGCAUGCUUAACUGAGGUUUAUCAUGUUGAUGGAAGGGGAAAAGAGAAGGGAGUCGUGUUUAGUGAAAUGCAGGGGAUUCAAGGACAAUCGUGGUUUGAGACUUCUAAUCAUUUGCAAAAGUUGUUGUAUGCUCCUGGGCUGGGCUACUCUUCUGAAACUGGUGGGUUAAUGGCUGAAUUGCGCCAUUUGACUAAUGAAAGAAUAAAGGAGUUCCAUAAGUCAAUGUAUAGGCCUGAUAAUUUAUGUGUGAUUAUCACUGGGUCAGUUGAUCAGGAUGAAUUGUUGCAAAUCAUGACUGAUUUUGAUGCUGAGUUGGAGGAGUUGCCUCCUGUGGCUAAUGAAAGACCAUUUGUCGAUUCAAAGCAUGAUGAGCCAUUGACGGAAGACAUUGUUAAAGUGGUCGAGUUUCCUGAGACUGAUGAGUCAACCGGUGAAGUGUUGGUGUCUUGGAUAGGUCCAUUGGGUGACGACCCAAUUAUUAAUACCGCUGUUGAUAUGGUGGGAGUUGCAUUUACAGACAGUGCCAUUUCCUUGUUUAAUAAGCAUCUUGUUGAGAUCGAUAAUCCGUAUGCUACUGAUGUGGAGUAUCACACUGAUGAUUAUUAUAGAACAGCAUUGAAUUUCAUUUGUAAUGGUGUGCCAACCGAGAAAUUGGAGGAGUUGGCGGUGAAGUUGAAGGAAUUGAUUAAAUCCCAAACUAAUCCUGAAGAAUUUAACUUGUUGUAUAUGAGACAAAUUAUCAAUCAACAACGAUUGAAAUUCAUAUCUCAAACUGAGAAAUCACCCGUUGCAUUUUCCAACAUUGCUAUACUUGAUUUCAUUUAUGGAAACCCUGAUGGUAGUGAUUUACCGAAAUGGGCGCAAAACUUGGCUGAAUAUGAUGAUUUGUUAACCUGGACAUCUCAGCAAUGGUGUAAUUUGAUCAAGGAGUACUUUGUUGACAAUAAGAGCGCUACUGUGUUGGGAACUCCGUCAAGGAAAUUAAAUGAUGAACUUAAAAAGCAACAACGCGAGUUUAACAAGAGUGUGAAAGCGAAGCUAGGAGUGGAAGGGUUGAAACAAGCUGAGGAGAAAUUGAUUGCUUCCCAUGAGUUUAAUGAUCGUCCAAUACCCGAGGAGUUGCUUGUUGCGUUUGCAAAGCCCGAUCCGUCGAAAAUCGCCUUUAUCAAAACAGACUCAUAUAAAGCUGGAUACAAUAAAGGAAUUGUCAAUAUAAACACUAACCAAUACAUUGAAUCAGGUGAAAUUCAUGCAAAGCUUAAUCAAGAUACUCCUUCCAAUUUCCCCCUUUUCAUGCAUUUUGAAAGUUUUAAAUCACAAUUUGUCACGAUUCAACUAGUAAUGUCGUCGACUGAAAUCAAACCUCAUUUACUAAAAUACAUGUCGGUCAUUGAAGAGAUUUUUUCCAUGUCAAUCAAGUUACCCAAUGGUGACUAUUUACCUUAUGAGCAAGUUGUGGCUGAUUUAAAUCGUGAUUUGAUUGAGUUUCAAUUAGAUAAUGGGUUCAAUUAUCAGUUUCUCGAUUUGAUUUCGAUGCUGGUUAAAUGUGAGGCAUCAAAAUACACAACGGCAAUCAAUUGGUUGUAUAAAAUUGUCAAUUUUGUUGAAUUUGAACAAGCGAGGAUUAAAGUCAUUAUUGAAAAGAUAUUGGGUUCGUUGCCGGAUAAGAAACGGAAUGGAGAAUUGAUGAUGUAUUCAUCACAGUUUAGAAACUUGUUUAAUGAUUCAUCAUUGAGGAAACAACAGGAUGCUAUAAAUACUGAGUCAUUUUAUAAAGAGUUGUUGCAAUUGAUCAACGAGGGCAAAUUCAAUGAAAUCAAACGAGACUUGGAUGAGAUUAAACUGAGCUUAUUCCAAUUGGAUAACAUCAAAGUGAUUAUAUUGGGAGAUGUGUCAGCUUUGGAAACGCCAGUUAGCUCAUGGGAUAAAUUUGUGUCAUCAUCUCCACCGGUCCAAAAAGAAGAAAUUGUAUCAUCCAUUGUUCCAUUUAGUCAAUUACCACGAUCAUUUCAAUUCCAAUCGGCAUUGGGUCAACGCUGCCACUAUGAAGCGUUUCUCAUCGAUAUGCGUGCCACCGAAUCAACCCAUUUAGUUAGCGUUUCGCCCAUCCCCACUGAUUACUUACAUGAAGAUAUCCCCAGGAUUGCCUUGGCUAUCGAAUUCCUCUGUGCCGUUGAAGGCCCAUUUUGGCGAUCAAUAAGAGGAUCAGGACUAGCCUAUGGCGUAUCAAUGAAACAAAAUAUCGAAACUGGAUAUUUGAGUUUUAAUCUCUAUCGCGCAUCCGAUGCCAAACAAGCAUGGAUCAAGUCGCGCGAUAUUGUCAAACAAUAUGCCAAUGGAGAUUUGGUUAUUGAUGAAUUGAGUUUGGAAAAUGCAAUUGCCAUGAUUGUUAAUGAAUUGGCCAAUGCACAAGAAUCAAAUUAUGAUGCAGCAACUGCCAAAGUGAGUGACAAUUUGUUCAAACAGCGCGGACCCAAUUACAUCGAGUUGUUUUUGAACCAAUUGAAUCAAUUGAAUGUAAAUGAUGUGGUUUAUGUGUUGAAGAAAUAUUUUGUUAAUUUGUUUGAUAGUGGGAAAUCGGUUGUUUUUACUAGUUUGCCGAUGGAAAAAAUUGAAGAGAUGGGCAAGUUUUUGCAAACUGAGGGAUAUAACAUCAAUGUGGAGGAAGUUAAUACUGAUGGAUUAGAUGAGGAAGAAUUUGAAGAUGAGAGUGAAGAUGAGAGUGAAGAUGAGAGCGAUGAUGGGAGUGAUGAGGAUGAUGAUGCAAGUGAUGAAGAAUAA